Molecule: messenger RNA, 2571 nt
Organism: Saccharomyces paradoxus
Lineage: Eukaryota; Fungi; Ascomycota; Saccharomycetes; Saccharomycetales; Saccharomycetaceae
Gene: AAP1
Product: arginine/alanine aminopeptidase
Exons: 1
Coding region: 1-2571 (856 amino acids)
Biological process (GO): proteolysis; peptide catabolic process
Cellular component (GO): cytoplasm
Molecular function (GO): metalloaminopeptidase activity; peptide binding; zinc ion binding
Source: RefSeq, a predicted model, not a curated record
AUGUCCCGUGAAGUGCUGCCAAAGAAUGUUACCCCCUUGCAUUAUGACAUUACAUUAGAACCUGACUUUCAGGCUUUUACGUUUGAAGGCUCCCUGAGAAUUGAUUUGCAAAUCAAUGAUCAUUCGAUAAACUAUGUCCAAGUAAAUUGCUUAGAAAUAGAUUUCAAUACCGCACGUAUUGAAGGAGUCAGUGCCAUUGAAGUUGACAAAAGCGAAAACCAACAAACGGCUACGUUUGUCUUUCCUGAUGGAACUUUUGAAAAUCUAGGACCUUCUGCGGAGUUAAAAAUUAGCUUUACAGGUAUUCUAAAUGACCAGAUGGCGGGAUUUUACAGGGCCAAAUAUACGGAUAAAGCCACAGGUGAAAUGAAGUACAUGGCUACUACUCAAAUGGAAGCUACCGAUGCUAGGAGAGCUUUCCCUUGUUUCGACGAACCAAAUUUGAAGGCUACUUUUGCCGUCACUUUGAUUUCUGAACCGUUUCUGACUCAUUUGUCCAAUAUGGAUGUCAAGGCUGAAACGGUUAAAGAGGGUAAGAAAUAUACAACUUUCAACACUACUCCAAAGAUGUCUACCUACUUGGUAGCGUUUAUUGUAGCCGACUUGAGAUACGUGGAAAGCAAUAAUUUUCGUGUUCCAGUAAGGGUUUAUUCUACCCCAGGUGACGAAAAGUUUGGUCAAUUUGCAGCCGAUUUGGCUGCCAGGACCCUAAAAUUCUUUGAGGAUACCUUUAGCAUAGAAUAUCCAUUGCCAAAGAUGGAUAUGGUGGCCGUUCACGAGUUUUCUGCCGGCGCUAUGGAGAACUGGGGAUUGGUCACUUAUAGAGUUAUCGACUUGUUAUUGGACAUGAAAAAUUCAAGUUUGGAUCGUAUUCAAAGGGUUGCUGAGGUUAUUCAGCAUGAACUAGCCCAUCAAUGGUUCGGCAACUUGGUCACCAUGGACUGGUGGGAAGGCUUAUGGUUGAACGAAGGUUUUGCCACUUGGAUGUCGUGGUACUCUUGCAACGAGUUUCAGCCGGAGUGGAAAGUAUGGGAGCAAUAUGUUACUGACAACCUACAACGCGCCUUAAAUUUAGAUUCAUUAAGAUCUUCCCAUCCAAUCGAAGUUCCCGUUAAAAAUGCGGACGAAAUUAACCAGAUUUUCGAUGCAAUUUCUUAUUCUAAAGGAUCUUCUUUAUUGAGGAUGAUUUCCAAAUGGUUGGGUGAAGAGACUUUCAUUAAAGGUGUGUCCCAAUAUUUGAGUAAGUUUAAAUACGGUAAUGCAAAGACUGGAGAUUUAUGGGAUGCCUUAGCGGACGCUUCUGGUAAGGACGUUCGUUCAGUGAUGAACAUUUGGACUAAGCGUGUUGGUUUUCCAGUAUUAUCCGUCAAGGAACAAAAAAAUAAAAUCACACUAACUCAACAUCGUUAUUUAAGUACCGGUGAUGUUAAAGAAGAAGAGGACACCACAAUAUACCCCAUUUUGUUAGGUUUGAAAGAUAGUACAGGCAUUGAUAACUCUUUGGUACUAAACAAAAGAUCAGCUACUUUCGAAUUAAAGAAUGGAGACUUCUUCAAGAUUAAUGGUGAUCAAUCUGGUAUUUUCAUUACUUCUUACUCGGACGAAAGAUGGGCCAAGCUAUCUACGCAAGCGCAUUUGUUAUCCGUCGAAGAUCGUGUUGGCUUAGUCGCCGAUGCAAAAGCCCUCUCCGCGUCUGGUUAUACAUCCACCACAAACUUCUUGAACUUGAUUUCCAAUUGGAAAGACGAGGACUCUUUUGUUGUUUGGGAACAAAUCAUUAACAGUUUAUCCGCUUUGAAAUCUACUUGGCUCUUCGAACCGGAAGAUAUCUUGAAUGCUCUUGAUAAGUUUACGUUGAAUCUAGUGCUCAACAAACUUUCUGAAUUGGGAUGGAACAUCAGCGAAGAUGACUCCUUUGCCAUUCAACGUUUAAAGGUCAACCUUUUCGGUGCUGCAUGCAGUUCUGGUAACAAAGAAAUGCAAUCUAUCGCUGUGAAAAUGUUUGAAGAAUACACUGAUGGGAACAGAAAGGCCAUCCCUGCGCUGUUCAAAGCAAUUGUUUUUAACACCGUUGCCAGACUUGGUGGAGAAAACAGCUACGAAAAGAUUUUCCGCAUCUACCAAAAUCCUGUUUCGUCAGAAGAGAAAAUCGUUGCUUUGAGAGCUUUGGGCAGGUUUGAAGACAGUAGGCUAUUAGAAAGAACUUUAUCUUAUUUGUUGGAUGGUACAGUUUUAAAUCAAGAUUUUUACAUCCCAAUGCAAGGUAUUAGAGCUCACAAGGAGGGUAUCGAAAGAUUGUGGGCAUGGAUGCAAGAACAUUGGGAUGAAAUUGCCAAGAGGUUACAGCCAGGUUCGCCUGUGUUAGGGGGUGUAUUGACAUUGGGUUUAGCUAACUUCACCUCCUUCGAAGCCCUUGAAAAAAUUAGUACAUUCUAUGCUAGAAAGGUCACUAAGGGCUUUGAUCAAACUUUGGCUCAAGCCCUAGAUACCAUCAGAUCCAAGGCGCAAUGGGUGAGCAGAGAUCGUGACAUUGUUGCUGCAUACUUGCAUGAGCAAGAGUAUGGUCAAUAG